AUGGAAAUUGUCUCCAUAGGAAACCAAACGGUUACUGAAUUUGUCCUUCUUGGUUUCUAUGUCAUAGCUGAACUGCAUCUCCUUUUCUUUAUUGUGUUCUCUCUCAGCUAUGCCUCUAUCAUCCUAGUGAACAUGUUAAUCAUUGUGGUGAUGGUUAGCUCUCAGAGGCUCCACACACCCAUGUAUUUCUUCCUGGCUGAUCUGUCUUUCCUGGAGAUCCUCUGUAUUUCCACAGCAGUGCCAAAAAUGUUGAAGGACUUCUUGCAGGAGGCAGCCAUCUCUGUGGCUGGUUGCUUGCUCCAGUUCUUUAUCUUUGGUUCUCUGGCCACGGCUGAAUGCUUCCUACUGGCUGUCAUGGCAUAUGAUCACUACCUGGCAAUCUGCUACCCACUCCUGAUGGAGCCCAGAUGGUAUUUGGGGCUGGUGGUCAUAGCGUGGCUCUCCGGCUUCAUGGCAGAUGGAUUGGUUGUAGUCCUGAUGGCCCAAUUGAGAUUCUGUGGCCCCAACCACAUUGACCACUUUUACUGUGACUUCAUGCCUUUGAUGAGCUUGGCCUGCUCAGAUCCCAGGGUAGCCCAGAUGACAACAUUCAUUCUCUCUGUGAUCUGCCUCACUGUUCCCUUUGGACGGAUUCUGACAUCUUAUGCCUGGGUCGUGGUGGCUGUGCUGAGAGUUCCUGCUGGGGCCAGCAGGCAAAAGGCUUUCUCCACUUGCUCCUCCCACCUAGCUGUAGUGUCCACAUUCCAUGGCACCCUCAUGGUCUUGUACAUUGCACCCUCUGCUGUCCACUCCCAGCUCCUCUCCGAGGUCUUUGCCCUGCUCUACACUGUGGUCACCCCUCUCUUCAAUCCUGUGAUUUAUACCCUGAGGAAUAAGGAGGUUCAUCAGGCACUACAGAGGCUUCUCUAUGUUAAGCAAACUGAAACAAUUGAUUGA
This is a messenger RNA of Balaenoptera musculus (blue whale), 936 nucleotides long. RefSeq names its product olfactory receptor 11A1. Bases 1 to 936 code for a protein of 311 amino acids. Gene Ontology annotation, biological process: G protein-coupled receptor signaling pathway. The transcript has a single exon. Gene Ontology annotation, molecular function: olfactory receptor activity; G protein-coupled receptor activity. The record is from RefSeq and is a predicted model, not a curated record. Gene Ontology annotation, cellular component: membrane. NCBI's taxonomy places the organism in Eukaryota, Metazoa, Chordata, Mammalia, Artiodactyla, Balaenopteridae.